This is a messenger RNA of Ornithorhynchus anatinus (platypus), 691 nucleotides long. RefSeq names its product keratin-associated protein 4-3-like. The record is from RefSeq and is a predicted model, not a curated record. Lineage: Eukaryota; Metazoa; Chordata; Mammalia; Monotremata; Ornithorhynchidae. The transcript is spliced from 3 exons. The coding region runs from base 1 to 669 and encodes 222 amino acids. Gene Ontology annotation, cellular component: keratin filament.
AUGGUCAACUCCUGCUGUGGAUCCGUCUGCUCCGACCUGAGCUGCGGAAGGGGCUGCUGCCAAGAGACCUGCUGUCAGCCCAGCUGCUGCAGUAGUCCUUGCUGCCCCCCGACGUGCUGCCAGACCACUUGCUGCAGAACCACCUGCUGCCGCCCAACCUGCUGCAGGCCCACUUGCUGCCAGCCCACUUGCUGCCGUCCAAUCUGCUGCCCUUGCUGCCGCCCAACAUGUUGCCAAACCACUUGCUGCCGGACGACUUGCUGCCGCCCGACCUGCUGUGUGCCCACCUGCUGCCAGCCUUGCUGCCGCCCAACAUGUUGCCAAACCACUUGCUGCCGGACGACUUGCUGCCGCCCGACCUGCUGUGUGCCCACCUGCUGCCAGCCUUCUUGCUGUGUGUCUACCUGCUGCAGACCGUGUUGUCCCCCGCCGUGCUGCGGGUCCAGCUGCUGCCAGCCUUGUUGCCGCCCUUCCUGCUGCCUGUCCAGCUGCUGCAGGCCCUGCUGCCCGCCAACGUGCUGUGUGUCCAGCUGCUGCCAGCCUUGCUGCCGCCCAACCUGCUGCCAAACCACGUGCUGCCGGACGACUUGCUGCCGCCCAAGCUGCUGCGGAUCCCCUUGCUGCCAGCCUUGCUGCCCCCCUACUUGCGGUCCGUCGUGUUGCUGCUGAGCAUCCUGCCUGGCAAGGAGAG